AGUCAACGAAAGACUCCUCGCGAGGGGAAGCAGCCAUUGUCAACCCACAACAAGCAAUAAAGAGGAACGAGACAGUCGUGCGGCAAGACAACAGAGGAAAUUAUGAUUUGGUGAAAAAUCAUGGCAGGCUUAGUGUUAUAGAUAUAACUGUCCGUCGCGAAUACUUUAUAUUUUGUGCACCUUAUCGCGGGGACCCAGCUCGGCAGUGAAUAAGCAGUAUUUGAUUUCUACUCCCCUGAUGUCUGCCGAGGCAUCUGGUUCAUCUGGCGGGAAUGUGGUGACUGUGUCUGGUUCUGCUGCAUCAUCCUCCAGCCAUGUUCGGGAAGAAAAGGCCGGCAGGAGCCUGGCGGGGAGUAAGUAUGUGAAGCUCAACGUGGGGGGAACUCUCCACUACACCACGGUCCAGACGCUCAGCAAGGAGGACAGUCUGCUAAGGAGUAUUUGUGACGGAAACACAGAGGUCACCAUAGACUCAGAGGGCUGGGUGGUACUGGACAGAUGUGGGAGACACUUUUCCCUGGUGCUGAACUUCCUGCGGGACGGGACAGUUCCUUUGCCGGAGAGCACACGGGAGCUAGAGGAGGUGUUGAAGGAGGCGCAGUACUACAGGCUGCAGGGUCUUGUGCAGCACUGCCUCACCACAUUACAGAAACGCAGGGAUAUCUGCAGGGGAUGUCACAUUCCUAUGAUCACUUCAGCCAAAGAGGAACAGAGGAUGAUAGCCACCUGUAGGAAGCCAGUGGUGAAACUGCAGAAUAACAGAGGGAACAAUAAAUACUCCUAUACCAGCAACUCUGAUGAUAACCUUCUGAAGAACAUUGAGCUGUUCGAUAAGCUGGGGCUGCGCUUUAAUGGCAGAGUGCUGUUCAUUAAAGACGUGUUGGGAGAUGAGAUAUGCUGCUGGUCUUUUUACGGCGAGGGACGCAAGAUUGCCGAAGUCUGCUGCACCUCUAUUGUUUAUGCCACUGAGAAGAAACAGACCAAAGUUGAGUUCCCAGAAGCUCGAAUCUUUGAGGAGACACUCAACAUUUUGAUCUAUGAAAAUGGGCGAGGCUCGGGUUUGGGAGGCAUGGCCCUGCUGGAGUCAGUGGGCGUCUCGUCGCCAGGUGUGGGCCAGUCAGAGGAGGAAGGGGCAGGUGUGGGAGGCGGGGAUAGGCGGGUGAGGCGUAUCCAUGUGCGGAGGCAUAUUAUGCAUGAUGAGAGGGGUCACGGACAGCAGACUGUCUACAAAGACUGAAUCAGAACGAUACAAUGCAUUGUACUACCAAUAUGCAUGUGAACAAUGGAAAAGUUGGUUGAGGAAAGAAAGACAACUUUGGUAUGUUUAAUACUGCACUGAAAUGGGAGGGGUGGGGGGUAAUUAUGGGCUAGUUUAGAAAUAAUACUGAAGUUGCCACAGUGGUACAGUUUUAUUUUCUUCUGUGAGAUACAUUUACAUGACCUUUUUUCAUUUUUGUUA
Sinocyclocheilus anshuiensis is the source of this 1459-nucleotide messenger RNA. RefSeq names its product BTB/POZ domain-containing adapter for CUL3-mediated RhoA degradation protein 1-like. The transcript has 7 exons. Gene Ontology annotation, molecular function: protein binding; ubiquitin-protein transferase activity. Gene Ontology annotation, cellular component: Cul3-RING ubiquitin ligase complex. Bases 239 to 1237 code for a protein of 332 amino acids. NCBI's taxonomy places the organism in Eukaryota, Metazoa, Chordata, Actinopteri, Cypriniformes, Cyprinidae. The record is from RefSeq and is a predicted model, not a curated record. Gene Ontology annotation, biological process: protein homooligomerization; proteasome-mediated ubiquitin-dependent protein catabolic process; negative regulation of Rho protein signal transduction.